Messenger RNA from Ornithodoros turicata, 3490 nucleotides. RefSeq names its product apoptosis-inducing factor 1, mitochondrial-like. The coding region runs from base 53 to 1906 and encodes 617 amino acids. Gene Ontology annotation, molecular function: NAD(P)H oxidase H2O2-forming activity; protein dimerization activity; FAD binding. Lineage: Eukaryota; Metazoa; Arthropoda; Arachnida; Ixodida; Argasidae. The record is from RefSeq and is a predicted model, not a curated record. Gene Ontology annotation, biological process: apoptotic process; mitochondrial respiratory chain complex assembly. Gene Ontology annotation, cellular component: cytoplasm; mitochondrion. The transcript has a single exon.
CACUGUUCUGAUCAGCCAUGGCGAGCAUGAUGGCGAGCGUGUGAAUUUGUAGAUGGGCCCAUGUUUGUUUAAUCAGUUCAAAAUGCUUUCACGACACUGUGUUAAGAAUGCAUCACGAUACAGAUGUGUGCAGCAGUUAUUCGUAAGCGUUCGUGCUGGAAAGUUCGCACGAUUUAAAGUACCGCUUCGGUGUUACAGCAACCCAACUCGAAGCGGAUACAAGCCCGUCGAAUUCAAACCACCCACAUUGGACGACCUCCCAAAGUUUAAAGGCCCAUGGCUAGAAGUUUAUUCCGCGCAACAGAGCAAGUACAAUCGUCAGCUUGUGCUCAGCAUAGCAUUUAUUGCUGGAACCGUGGCGUAUGUUGCAGCGUCAGAUAUCCUCGAGUUUGGCAACCCUCCACCCAUGAAGAAUCCGCCGAACAACGCAGAACAACCGAAAAGUCCUUCAACAGGAAAGAUGGUUGGAGGUACAGCGCAGCCAGCAGCGCAUACAAUGAUUCCAGAUAUGGUUCCUUAUUUGCUUAUCGGCGCAGGCACGGCAUCAUUUGCUGCCUUCCGUGCAAUUCGAGCCAUUGAUCCAACGGCAAAAGUACUGCUAAUUGGUGAUGAGGACCACAAGCCAUACAUGCGACCACCACUUUCAAAGGAACUGUGGCUUGUUGACGACGCUGCUAAGAGCCUUCGGUUCAAACAGUGGAAUGGGAAGGAACGAAGUAUCUUCUUUGAGCACGAAGAUUUCUACUGUCGUCCCGAGGAAUUGGACGAUCGUGAGAAUGGAGGUGUGGCAGUAUUGCACAACUGUCGUGUGACAAGAAUUGAUGCAGAUCUUCAGAAAGCUUUCCUUGAAGAUGGUCGCGAAAUCCGCUACGGCAAGUGCUUAAUAGCAACAGGUGGUCAACCCAAGAACCUUGCUGUUUUUGAAAAGAAGCCAGAACUGGCCACUCACUUGACACUGUUCCGUGGUGUUGACGAUUUUAAAUCUUUGGAAGAAAUAUCGAGGAAGUCCAAGUCAAUUGCUAUUGUAGGUGGUGGAUUUCUGGGCAGUGAGUUGGCAUGUGCACUUGGCAGUCGAAGCAAAAAAUCAAACCUCACAGUUUAUCAGGUCUUUCCAGAGAAGGGCAACAUGGGGCGCGUGCUGCCAGAAUACUUGGCCCAGUGGACCGCCGAGAAAGUUCGAAAAGAAGGGGUUAUCGUGCUGAGUGAGACCAAAGUCAGCGAAGCUGACCUGGUGAAUGGAAACCAGGUGAAGCUCACGUUGGACAAUGGAAAAGAACUCAUUUCUGAUCAUGUGGUUGUCGCUGUCGGGGUACAUCCGGAUACGAGCCUGGCGGUUGCUUCGGGGCUGGAGGAGGACGACCGCCUGGGUGGAUUCAAGGCCAAUGCCGAACUUGAAGUUCGUACCAACGUCUGGGUAGCUGGAGAUGCCUUAUCAUUUUAUGACACCAAGCUCGGGCGACGACGCGUCGAGCACCACGACCACGCCGUGGUCACCGGCAGGCUCGCUGGGGAGAAUAUGAUGGGUGCACGCAAGCCUUACAAGCACCAAUCCAUGUUUUGGUCUGACAUUGGGCCGGAAGUGGGCUACGAGGCAAUUGGUUUAGUCGAUGCGGAACUUCCAACGGUGGGUGUGUUUGCGAAAGAAGCUCAUCACGACGUAGCAACCUCCGCAGUUCAAGCGACUGGCGGGGAAACAAAAGAUGAGCUGCCUAGACCACCGGAGAAAAAUGAUGAUUUCAGCAAGGGCGUUGUCUUCUAUCUUCGCAAUGACGGUUACGUGGUAGGAAUCGUUUUGUGGAAUGUGUUCAACAGGAUGCCAGUUGCGAGGAAGAUCAUCAAUGAGCACAUGCAAUAUCCUGACUUUGGUGAACUGGCAAAGCUGUUUGACAUUCAUGCUGAGGAAUGAAACUGUCGUAUCUUUGUGCUCCAGCGGCUCAACAGGGAACAGGCCCAGUUUAUUUGGCAAAGAUAUAUUUCCUUUUGCGCAGCGUACUCGGUCUAUCAACGAGGUUAGGAUUGUGGCGAUACUAACAAAGGUUCCAUGAUUUGCCCCAGUUAGCAGCAGUUAGUCCCCCUAGCACAAAUACCCGUGGCGCACAUAAAGCAUGCUUGUUUACCUUUAGAUUUAUUUUUAGAAGCACCCUCGGCGCCAAGGCCAACAUCUGUGUACCGUCAGAUGUCUUCUUCCGGGCUGAGUUCUUGAGCUAACUGUGCGCUUUACGCUGGUACUUCGGGUACAUCAAUGCCUACAAUUGAACAUGUGACUUCUGUAUGUGCCAUUGCCUUCAGUUAUCAUGAAGUUAUGCAAGCUUUUUCUGCUGAGCACUGGUGAUGGUGGUGGCACAGCUGCAUGGCAUUUCAGGGAUUAUUGUUAUGUGACAGAGCCAGUGCAAUGUUGAAUGUGUGUGGGCACUGUUUUGCAUGGUUUUGCAUUAAAGUUUGUAAAGCAACAUAUUCUUACAUGCUCUGGCUGAAGGUCAUCCCUUCAGAGUUACUGAUGGGUCACAAAAUGUGCCAUCGAAUAAGCUAUGCAAUUAGGUCAGCUGUUUGCGCUGCCCCACAAUUUUCCUCUCUUCCCUAUUGCUCAUGAAGCGACCACAUUGGUCCCUUCUCCCAAAUAAGGGGGUAACAUUUCAAGGUGAGGCACACACUGUUUCUUUUGUGGACACAUGCAAGUCUCUUGUUGCUGCCUUGCGAUUGGACAGACACUUCGUCAAGUGGUUUCUCCAAACUUUACCCUCCCCACUGCCAGAGAGACAAGCUGUCCUAGCGUAUAGUCGUUGUGAUUGUUUCUUGGCUCCAAAAAUUAGAUGUAGAGUACACGAUUGUUUCUUGAGCUAUUGUAAUGCUUCAGUUUUGUAGCACAACAGUUCUCAUAGCAGCUGUUGUAAGGAGGAAUGCUGGGCUUACAUUUUUGCAUUAUUUAAAAGAAAUGUGUGGUGAUGAAAAACUGACUCAUGUUAGAAUUAGCACGCCACCUCGUAUCAUGAGUACAUUCAGGCAAUUAUUUCACAAGUUCGGGGGAAUAUACUUGAGAUUACCAGAAUGUUAUGUUGUUAAAUUUCAAGGUACCUGGUAUGACCAGGAAAUAUAUUUGUAGCCUAUACCCGUGAGCAGGUUCUUCACAGCCAUUGUUACAUAGGACAACUUGAUGGAUCUUACAAGCUUUCGAAAAGCAGCUAGAAUCCUCACGAUAAGAAGUAAGAAACUGAAUGCUCGAUAAUUGUGCACAUGUUAGUAAAGUGUCUAGGGAACAGUGUUCAUAGACAUGCAACUAAUGCAUCAGGGGAACCUGAGUGGCCUACAAUUGUCUGAAGAAGCGGGAUGUACAACAGUAUGAAACUGACAGGGACGCGACAUACGCACAUUCACUGAUGGGGCACAUUGUGGCUUGUUAACGCAAGCAUGCUGCAUAGUAGUUAUUACAAAGCUCAGCACUCGAUAAUGUAUUGUACAUACUAAAUGCAGAAAUUAUAUGGAUGCUUUUCAA